GCAAGGUGAAGUGCGGCAUGGGAAGCUGCGACGAGUCCAGCGACUACGCAUUCGGCUUCGCGUGCCAGUGCAACCCCGGGUGGAGCCGCAACCAUCUCGGCGACAUGGAAUUCCCCUUCCUCCCAUGCGUCAUACCCAACUGCACCAUCAAGUCGUCGUGCCAAAACGAGUCUCCUCCGGCUCCAUCACUGCUCCCGCCGGCAGCAAUGACAAACCUUUCAGUCUACGACCCCUGCUUGCUGCAGUACUGUGGGGGUGGCAACUGCGAGAAGACAGGCUUCACCUACCGGUGCGCCUGCCGCGACGGCUUCAAGAACUUCUUCGAUAACGAAACCUUCCCCUGCUACCGCCAGUGUUCCCUGGGAACUGACUGCUCCGGCCUCGGUAUCGGCAUACUCAACGGGUCCAACACGAGCACAACGCCGCCAGCACCAGUGUCUUUCGCCCUCCAGAAGAGCAGCGCCCCAGGUGGUUGGGCGCCAGCAGCACACUGGCUGCCGGAGAUCAUCAUGCUGGUUGCCAUAUUCUUGGUCCACACAAUUCUGUGAAUUGGUGAUUGCUAAAUUAUAAGUGUGUGGUGUUUGA
Messenger RNA from Lolium rigidum, 585 nucleotides. RefSeq lists its product as uncharacterized. Bases 18 to 548 code for a protein of 176 amino acids. NCBI's taxonomy places the organism in Eukaryota, Viridiplantae, Streptophyta, Magnoliopsida, Poales, Poaceae. The record is from RefSeq and is a predicted model, not a curated record. The transcript has 4 exons.